AUGAACCAAGAAGCUGUCCAAAUCGCUCUACACCCUUCAUCUACAGAAGAUGCAUGGCUUGCUGCCAAUGGCAUGAUGGUAUCAUCUCCUCCACUUAGCGAGCAGCAUCAGCACUCUAUGAUGUCCGCCGCCGUAUCUCCUUAUCAUUCUCUUGACCAUAUGCCAACUUACCCAAGCCCUGUUGGUUCUCCUUAUGGUGAUGCAUUCUAUUCCCCAAUGUCUUCUGCAGCUCCUCUUGUGGAGCCAUUGUUGACCACAAGCAAUGCACCAGCACCAGAGCUUGGUUAUUUCCCAAUGCAAGAUACCACACAACAACAGCCGCAGCAACAACAUCGUUUGAGCUUGGAGAUUCAGCCUUGUAUUUCAAUUACUGAACCUACGCCUGUUAAACCUCCACGCACUGAUUUGUGGAUGGUUGAUCAAUUCAUUGACCAACACAAUGCUCAGCUGCAAACAUUGACUCCUCAACAAGAUUGGUUGUGCUGGACACCCAACCGUGGCUCUUCCCCCGACUUGUAUUUUGAUGCAUCCUCUGUGCACUCAGAUCCUUGUUUCAAUGAUUUGAAUGUUACAGAUUUCGCUGCUGUUGCAGCCACCACUGCCGCCACUACUAUUACAUCUUCUCCUCAACCCACUCAUAUCAGCACGGCAUUCACAUCAGCAAAUACCAAUAGCACAGCAUUAGCAGCACCUGUUGUACCAUCAUCUACAUCAUCAUCAUCAAGACGCCCCCGGCGGGUUUCUGAACCACCUCGUUUCAAUGGCAACAAUGAUAUGUCUUCACCACCAUCUCGUGUACGUCGUAGUAGUAGCGAUCGUCGUAACCAAGGAUCAUUUGUAUGUCAACAUCCAGGCUGUGGCAAGUCAUUUACACGUGCAUACAACCUCACAUCGCAUAUGCGUACACACACUUCGGAGCGACCUUUCCCUUGUGGUCAAUGUGGUCGCCGAUUUGCCCGCCAACAUGAUCGUAAUCGACAUGAAAAGCUGCACUGGGGUAUUAAGCCAUUCACUUGCCCUGCUUGUAGCAAAUCAUUUGCAAGAAUGGAUGCGCUCAACCGCCAUUUACGAGUUGAAAAUGGCUGCGGUACCCGUUGCUAA
Lichtheimia ornata is the source of this 1101-nucleotide messenger RNA. RefSeq lists its product as uncharacterized. Gene Ontology annotation, biological process: regulation of transcription by RNA polymerase II. The record is from RefSeq and is a predicted model, not a curated record. The transcript has a single exon. Lineage: Eukaryota; Fungi; Mucoromycota; Mucoromycetes; Mucorales; Lichtheimiaceae. The coding region runs from base 1 to 1101 and encodes 366 amino acids. Gene Ontology annotation, molecular function: RNA polymerase II cis-regulatory region sequence-specific DNA binding; DNA-binding transcription factor activity, RNA polymerase II-specific.